AUGGCUCCACGCACGAAAAAAACCCGAACCACCAAGCCCGCCCCCCCAAUUGAGCAUAGCGAUGCCGAAUCCUCAGAUUCCGACGACGCCGGCGUAGCCCUCGAGGACGAAUUCGACCUCGACGCCGCCUCCGACUCGGCCGACGAAUUCGAAGCUGGCGGCUCUGACGACGACGAAAAGACUGGCGGCGAGUCCUCCGAGGAGGACGAGCUCACCGGCGACGAGGCGGAAGAAGAGGAUGAGGACCAGGACGAAGACGACAUUGACGACAUCCUCGCGGCCCAGAACACGGCCGCCGGCAAGAAGCGCAAGCGCAAUGAUCCCGCGGUGUUUGCGGACGCAAUGUCCAAGAUCCUGUCGUCGCACUUGACGACGACGGCGCGGAAGGACCCCGUGCUGGUGCGCGCAAAGAAGUUUCAAGAGAACAUUGACGAGUCGAAGCUGGAGGCCAAGGCGCGCAGGGUGCUGCGCGAGGAGAAGAGGAAGGAGCUGGAGAAGGGGAGGAUCAAGGAGGUGGUGCCGAAGGAUGAUGAUGAGGCGGCGAGGAAGGCGCUGGAGCAUGAGAGGAAGCUGAGGAAGACGGCGCAGAGAGGUGUGGUUAAGCUUUUUAAUGCGGUGCGAGCGGCGCAGAUUAAGGCUGAAGAAGCGCAGAAGCAGGUGAAGCAGAAGGGAGUGGUGGGAAUGACAAACAGGGAGGAGAAAGUCACGGAGAUGUCAAAACAGGGCUUCCUAAGCUUGAUCCAGGCCGGUGGAAAGACAAAAUAG
This is a messenger RNA of Morchella sextelata, 765 nucleotides long. RefSeq lists its product as uncharacterized. The transcript has 3 exons. Gene Ontology annotation, biological process: maturation of LSU-rRNA; maturation of 5.8S rRNA. NCBI's taxonomy places the organism in Eukaryota, Fungi, Ascomycota, Pezizomycetes, Pezizales, Morchellaceae. The record is from RefSeq and is a predicted model, not a curated record. Gene Ontology annotation, cellular component: preribosome, large subunit precursor. Bases 1 to 765 code for a protein of 254 amino acids.